Molecule: messenger RNA, 988 nt
Organism: Suillus plorans
Lineage: Eukaryota; Fungi; Basidiomycota; Agaricomycetes; Boletales; Suillaceae
Exons: 8
Coding region: 148-858 (236 amino acids)
Biological process (GO): endoplasmic reticulum to Golgi vesicle-mediated transport; intra-Golgi vesicle-mediated transport; intracellular protein transport
Cellular component (GO): cytoplasm; COPI vesicle coat
Source: RefSeq, a predicted model, not a curated record
CGCUGAUGGUGCUCUGGCCGCGUCCUGCUCGCAGUUUGUGUGUGUUCUCCUCCUUUGACCUGCUUACCUUACGCUGAUGGCGCUCUGGCCACAUCCCGCUUUCAGAAAGUGCGUGCUCUCGUCCUUUGACCUGAUUACCCCACGCUGAUGGUGCUCUGGCUACGUCUGGCUCUCAGUAUGGUGGAUAUAUGUGCACGCCAAGUGCCAGCACUUCCUCCGAAACUCGAACAUACAAAUCGCAACGCAUCAAGUUCGAAGAUGACGACGCUAACAGUGCUACGGCCAUCACUUUCUGGCUCUCUGCUCAGUGUUCCCCCAUCUUUCGUGCUCCACCAUCCAUGUCACUCAGCACCGAGCUUCCACCAUCUAUCAUCGACGGAUUCACGCGUGCGUUGUUUCUUGUGCUCUAAGAACGACACGACGCAUCGACCCCGAUAUAUCAGAUGCAUGUUUGAAUUAUUGAAUUCAUCGUCACAUGCAGUAAAGUACGAAGCUACUAUGAUGCUCACUACACUCACGCAGAACCCCGCUGCUGUGAAAGCGGCUGCCUCGUGCUUUGUUAAUUUAGACGCCGGGAUACAGACCCUGGGUGGAGGUUUAGAACUGUGGCGCGGUUACUUCCAGAGUGUUCACCCUACCAUUUCAAAGAACAUUGAUGUGUCGACAGUGGUUAUGUUCAAGCAGGGUAGCUUUCAGACCGCCGCUCUUGCUGUUCUCAAGCAGAACGAUGUUCGUGCACUGGACCUCCACCCAGAUUUGCCGCAGUUCAGGCAGUUGAAGAAGGGCGGGAUGGCUUGUGCCGUGAUUUUGCCUUCCAAAACUUUCUUCAAGCCUUCAAUGAACUUUGUCUCCUUUUGAUUAAUGCUGCCAUCAGAUUUAUACUAUUCAGGGUGGUGUAACCAGUGCUGAGCUCCGUGACUAUCAUUUUUUGAAUCCUUUUUACAUACGUCAUUCUGACCAAUAUUGUAUUGUCGGCCGAACACAAUGU